AUGGUUACCUUCGUGGCGCUGCGGAGGCUUCUGGAUUCAUCGAAGCUCCGCUUUGCCGCUGCUGCAUUGUUCCUAGUGGCGUUCUUGGUUGUUCCUUAUACUAGAGAACAAACUCUAGCUAUAAUACCGUUGAGAGAAGAGCCAAGCCCUACAGCAAAGCCCGUUGAUCCGUUCCCGAGCGAUUAUGUCGGGGAGUAUGAUCAUGGACUCCAAAUGAUUAACGAUCCCUACCCGGAUUAUGAGACUGCACAAUGGAAGUCCAUCUCGGCGGCCCCCUACGAGGCGUGUAGGGGUCCCCACGGGGGGCUUCUUAGUCGAAAAGACGAAGAUUUGAUGAUGAGCGGAUACCCCCGGAACACCUCAAACUUCCCAACUCCCAUCUUUGGCUCAUACGAGGCCUGGGGCUUGAACCAGAGCUUGUGCGCCGAUCGGUAUUCCCGAUACGGUGCAUAUGGCUUUCUACAAGGGAAUGAUUCGACUAGAAUACAGAAUUGGAAUGGCACUUUUGGAUCUGAUCAGGCUGCCGAAAUAGACUGGGAAGCGGUCAACUGGUCGAAUCUGCAGGAUGAUUGUCUGCAACGCAACCGUAAAAGAUACCGAAUGACAGAAAGCUCUGGUGGGAGACUUGUUGCCCUUUACAAGCCACUGGAUUCAGAUUCACAAAAUUCUCCCAUGCCGGUCAAUGGGACCGGGGGCAUCGCGCAAUCUCGGACGGCUGUUGUUUUGCGCUCGUGGAUUGGAAUGAAGUAUACCAAAAAUGACUUGUAUCACAUUCGCUCGAUGAUCAUGGAGCUUUCUCUGUUCUCUGGUGGAGAGUAUGAAGUGAUCCUGCUGAUUGAUUGCCAGGAUGAGGAACUGCCCGCGGAAAACGCGUCUGCGGCCUGGGAAGUAUUCAGACAGAAGCAUCUGCCUCAAGAGCUACGGGGAUUGGCGAUGUUCUUCAACACCAAGAUGUUGGGUGACUGGUACCCAGACAUUGACAUUCACGUAGCAAUAUUGCAAUAUUUCCAGCCCACGCAAAUUUUCUCACAACUGCAUCCCCAGUACGACUAUGUAUGGCAGUUCGAAAUGGAUUCGAGAUACACCGGCCACAUGUACGACCUACUGCACCGGGCCACUGACUUUGCGAAGGGACAACCACGCAAGUAUCUAUGGGAGCGCAAUUCUCACUUUUAUAUCCCCACCGUCCAUGGCCGCUGGGAAGAAUUCAUCCAAAAAGUGGAUCGGGAGAUGUCUGGCCACGAUAGCGUCUGGGGUCCUGUUCCAGUAGAAGGGCUCAAUGUUGAAGUAAAUGCUUCCAUGCCCCCUGUUGCGCACCCAGAUGACGAGCCUGGCACUUGGGGCGUGGGCGAAGAAGCUGAUCUUAUUACCUGGCUUCCGCACUUCAACCCGGUUGACACGGAGUGGCCAUUCCGAGACCGGGUCUUCAACUUCCCCCAAGACCAGGAAACUCCACGUUGGGCAGCAGUCGUUGCUAUGUCACGUAUCUCCUCGAAAUUGCUUGGGCUUCUUCACAAGGACAAAGUGCAGUCAGGAGUCGGACUUGCAUCGGAGAUGUCACCCAUCUCCUGGGCUUUAUACUAUGGUCUCAAGGCAGUCCAGAUCCCUCAUCCGAUCUACCAUGACUUCCACUGGGACCCUGUGGAGCUAAACCGUCGUGCUAAUCCCGGUGAACCCGGCAAAGUCAAUGCUGGAAAAGACAGCAUUUGGAGCUGGGGUCAGCACGACGAUAUCAUUCUCAAUUCAACGUUCAUGUUCAAUUCAAAGUUUGCAGAGAAGCUCUAUCGAGCAUGGUUGGGCUAUGAUGGGGCUGAGGAGGUGAGUUUUUAUAGACCGUUCCUCAGAAAUUGCAAUUGUAUUGACUGUGUGCAGUGGGAAACGAGAAGGCCCCCACUGUGUCUUCCUCCGAUCUUUCUCCAUCCCGUCAAGAAUCUGGAGCCGGUCAAAACGAAGGAUUUCUGA
Messenger RNA from Penicillium salamii, 1962 nucleotides. NCBI's taxonomy places the organism in Eukaryota, Fungi, Ascomycota, Eurotiomycetes, Eurotiales, Aspergillaceae. The record is from the annotation of a GenBank genome assembly.